Messenger RNA from Drosophila yakuba, 2725 nucleotides. RefSeq lists its product as uncharacterized. The transcript has a single exon. The record is from RefSeq and is a predicted model, not a curated record. The coding region runs from base 151 to 2694 and encodes 847 amino acids. NCBI's taxonomy places the organism in Eukaryota, Metazoa, Arthropoda, Insecta, Diptera, Drosophilidae.
UUAGAUUCCUACUCCUGUAAACCAAACACAUACAUUUCUUGCGUUUCCAGUUUAUUUCCUUUUUUAAUCAGCGAUAUUAUUAGAUGAUAUCUCAGAAGGACUGACCAAGGGUAUACAAAUUCUUAGGUAGCCUAAGUUUACAACCACAAAAUGGCAGAAUCGGUAAACUUUCUUUUCGACUUGGUCAUAACCGAUCUGAAUAUUUUUGGCGUGCCGAUCGAAGAACCCAUCAAACUCCUGGUGGACACCAAGGUUGCGGGAAAAUCAGUGAAGGUAACCUCCAGCCGAAUCAAUGUCGACCAGUUUGUGGCAAACAGGGAGUUGGAGCUCGCUAUGGAAACAUCGGCAUUGCGUCAAAGUCUGGAGGAGAAGGGGUUGGCUUUGGCGGGCAUUUACCAGGGUUCAACUCUGGGCAAGGCCACUGUGAACUUCCCCGUGGAGUUUCUGGACAAGAUCAGCCCCACAAUGAACGAUCUGCUGCACGUGGAUACAGUCGAUUUGGUUCGUCGAGUUGACGUAAUUGGAACGGUGAGCGUGCUAAUCCGCUUGACCAUCAAGUGCGAGGAGCAUCCAGUGCAGAAACCUUUAAGACAAAGCCUUUCCCGCACCAGUCUUUCCCGGACCAGCAAAUCAUCGCUGCUACAAACGAAGAAGGAGAAAAGCGAACGAGUCAGCUGUGCUAGCCAGGGCCCGACCUUCAAUCCCCAGGAUAUCAUGUUUGUCAUCGGCGAUCCCGAUCCCUUACUCCAAAUCCCAUCGGAGCCGUGCUCGGAACUUCCUCCCGAAGUAGGAGAUGAGCGCCUGAGUCUGGACUUGCAGCGCUACAAGAGCUUGGAAAAUCGUCGUGCAAUCUUCCCAGCUGAUGAUCCCUGUCCCAAGGAGAAACCCUCAUUUAUGCAGCUAAAGAGGCUCACCGAGCAGUACUCCAAUAUCAUUGACUCGGUGACCAAGAAGAUCCAACGAAUGGAAUCAAGCUCAUUGGCUCCCACGGAGCCACCGUCCGAUGCGAAUGUGCCAAGUUCAGUUUCCACGCCGUGGACUCUCAUUCCCACUCCCAUGCAAUCUGGCAUCCCAGUUCCCGUAAGAUCCGACUUAGUACAUGGCGUGAAACCCACACGGUUCUGUCCUGUGUGCUUGUGCUCAAUGUCCUGGUUGCCAAAGUAUACACCAUGCCCGAAAUGCAAUACCAAAGCAGUUCCCAUUCUCCAAGGACAUUGGAACAAGCCUAUUACAGCCGAAGAAAUUGUGGCAGAGCAGCUGGUGAGACCAACAGCACCGCCCGAAGUGGAGGACUUUUGUGAGCCAGUCUGCGAAAAGGUGCGCCGGAAGAUCUGGAACGACAACGUCUGUCCACCAUGCCGUUGUACAUGCACAAAGGGUAUAACCUGCCCCCACUGCCGCAUCCGCAGGAUGUGCAAUGACAUUUUUGCCUCCAAGAGUCCACCAAAACCGAAGCCCCGAGUACCGCAACCCCGUUCAAGUGAGGAUUUCUGUGUGGUCAUGGAAUCUGACGACGAUGAUGAUCUUCCCUACCUGGCGAAGGUAUUUUCCGAGCUAAAGAAUCUCUAUCAUAUCCACGACACCAAGAAGCUUUCGGCCAUCAAGGAACGCUGCGCCGCUCAGUCCUUAUUCUCUAUCCGCAGCAGGCGAUCCAUUAAGGAGCUGACGGAAUCCCUAUACCCAGGAGACAAAAUCCCCCACCGGGAAAGCCAUCCUCCAAAGGCGGGCCACAAGAGCUGCCUUACACAAACGAGCAUUGUGUCCCGUCGCCAUGGCUGGAACUGGACCAAGAGCUGCGAGGCUCGGAAAAAUGGCUGGCGACCAGGAGCCAUCCUGCGAUCCUCCGGCCAUGUCAUGCGUCACUUCCUGAUGCGAAGUAGAGAUCAGAACAUGUGCCGAAAGGUAGCGGCCGACUACGAGGCACAGCAGCGAUUUGGUCAUCCCGUGCUCAACAUCUGCAAGCGAAAUGGUGACAUAUACGUGACACUUCGUCCACUGCCCACUUUGGCCAUGAAACAGAAGCCCAUCACCUUCCGGAUCGUAAAGAGUCAUCUGGCCGUGGCACUGCGUCAGAUCAAGCGCGCUCUAAAGGAUCAGGGCUUCGAGAAGUGCUCCUGCCACCAGUCCCUGAUGAUGUGCACCUGUCGCGAUGCCUUGGACAAGAUUCACCUGAACAAGGCCCUUAAGAAGGAGUGCCAGAAGCGUUUCAUAGAGCCCUGUCCCGAGCACUUGGUGCUCACCGACACGAGUGUGAGCGACGUGGAGUUCGAUCUGGAUGUGACUCCGCCGGCGGGAACUCGUAGACCGAGGAGGAAAGCCCUAAGGAAUGUGGUGAAUCAUGGCACCCAGACUGCGCAGAAGCAGCCACCAGCUAUAGCACCUCCAUACCCAGUGACCCACAAUCCCUACUACAGGGACUACGAUUGUGCCGCAGGUGAUCGAUAUAUGGGCACUGCAUUCGGGGACAAUGUAGAAACCGUUUUCGAGGAUGGAGUCUAUGGGUACAGGGGUGGUGGCCAGCAUGGAAUGCCCGUCGUCUGGAGGCAUCCAAAGGUGUGGGGCAAGAAGGUCGGUGCUCCACUCCCGAUUGGAACCGCUAGAGACGCCCUCGAUCCUUAUCGGUUCACCAAAACUGUUUGGAAACAACUGCCGCGAAAGAUAAUUCGAAAAAUGAGAGCAAAAUCAGGGAAAUAACUGUGGUCUUUUAUUAAAACUUAAAAUGUCA